This is a messenger RNA of Oryza sativa Japonica Group (Japanese rice), 2146 nucleotides long. RefSeq names its product cytochrome P450 714C3. Gene Ontology annotation, molecular function: iron ion binding; monooxygenase activity; oxidoreductase activity, acting on paired donors, with incorporation or reduction of molecular oxygen. The record is from RefSeq and is a predicted model, not a curated record. Lineage: Eukaryota; Viridiplantae; Streptophyta; Magnoliopsida; Poales; Poaceae.
GCUUCAUUGGUUUGUGCCUCACAAAUUUUUUCUGUAUGUUAAUUCUUGGUAUAUUGUUUCUCUCAUGAAAUGCUUCUGGUAGCUAAAGUAGGUUGUGCAUAAUGCAGUAUGCUAGCACAGAACUUAAGGCUGGUUUUAGAUUGUCAUCAGGUAAAACAGGGGGAUCAAAAUGAUUUUCUUGCAGUAAUUUAGUCUGUUGAAUUCACAUCGUCAUGAACUGGAAGGUCUAACUGAUUGUAAAUUGAUCCCAAGAUGUGAAAGCAACCUACAAAACAAUCAGUUGUUGAAGAAAAGGUCAAACAAAAGAAUUCACAUGCUUGAGGUGUUAAACAAAUAUAUAAAGCUAGUGCACGAAAGACCUAAUGUACUGAAGAUUUGACAGAAAUAAUUUGCUUCUCUGGUUCCCUAUGCUCAUGGAGAAAUUGCUUGCACUCAUUGUUGUUCUUGUCAUACUUCUUAGCUUAGCUCUGUUCUACUUGUGCAACAUCCUAUGGCUGAGGGCUGUGAAGAUAAGGAAGAAGUUGAGGAGGCAAGGCAUAAGGGGUCCCAAGCCUACUUUUCUCUAUGGCAACACCAAGGAGAUCAAAAGAAUCCGACAAGAACUCAAACUUUCACAGAAGCAAGGCACCAACAACUUCAUCUCCACCCUCUUCCCACACUUCCUCCUUUGGCGGGAAACUUAUGGCCCAGUGUUCCUAUACUCAACAGGAGCUAUGGAGAUACUACAAGUUUCUCACCCAGAUAUGGUGAAGGAUAUAGGCCGGUGGACACCAUCAGAGCUUGGUAAGCCUAAUUAUCUAAAGAAAUCUCGCAAGGCCCUCUUUGGAGGAGGUUUAUUUACAGAGAAUGGUGAUGAAUGGGCCUAUCAGAGGAAGAUAAUUGCACCAGAGUUCUUCAUGGAUAAGAUUAAGGGUAUGAUACAGCUAAUUGAGGAUGCAACCGUUCCAGUGUUAGAAGCAUGGGAGGAUAUGAUUGACGAUGAGGGAGGGUGUAGGGAAAUAGUUGUCGAUGAUUACUUGCGGAACUUGUCAGCAGAUGUAAUUGCCAGGGCUUGCUUUGGGAGUAGCUUCACAAAAGGAGAAGAAAUAUUUUGCAAGCUUAGGCAGCUCCAAAAAGCAAUUGCUCGGCAAGAUUCGUUUGUUGGUCUGUCUGCACUGUGGAAAUACCUGCCAACCAAGAGCAGCCAAGAAAUACAGAUGCUGGAUGAACAAGUCCGGUUACUGAUCCUGGAUGUCGCAAAGGAACAACACCACUACCAAGACUCACACAACAGUCUUGUCAACGCCAUCAUUGAUGGUGCGCAGGAUGGUCGCAGCGCUGCAGAGGCCGAGGACUUCAUCGUCGGAAACUGUAAGACCAUCUACUUCGGAGGCCACGAGAGCACGGCGGUCACCGCCAUCUGGUGCCUGAUGCUACUCGCCACGCACCCGGAAUGGCAGGAACGCGCCCGGGCUGAGGCAAUGGAGGUUUGCCGGGGAAGGUCGACAUUGGACGUCGACGCCCUUCGCCGGUUAAAGAUUGUGACGAUGGUGAUCCAGGAGACGCUUCGGCUGUACCCGCCGGCGUCGGUGAUGAUGCGGGAGGCCCUGACGGACGUGAAGCUCGGCAGCAUCGAGGUGCCUCGCGGCACCAUCGUGCAGGUGCCCAGGCUGAUGCUGCACCUGGACAAGGAAGCCUGGGGCGCCGACGCCGACGAGUUCCGGCCGGACCGGUUCGCGAACGGCGUGGCGGCGGCGUGCAGGGCGGCGCACAUGUAUGUGCCGUUCGGGCACGGGCCCAGGACGUGCAUCGGGCAGAACCUGGCAAUGGCGGAGCUGAAGGUGGUGCUGGCCAGGCUGCUGACAAAGUUCGCCUUCUCGCCGUCGCCGAGGUACCGUCACUCGCCGGCGUUCAGGCUGACCAUUGAACCCGGGUUCGGCUUGCCACUCAUGGUGACAAAGCUGCCAUGAGUUAGCUCUGUUACUGACCCAAUCGAUUCAUCUCAGCUCCCCUAUUCUGGGUGUAUGGCCAUGGCCACAGACAGCAAUGCUUGUUAAUUAAGCUCCUGUUUUGAGAUGAAGUUGUUAAGCACUCUCUAAGCUCGUUGAACCCAAUUAAGGGUUUUAUAAUGGGAGAAUUUUCAGUAUAUGCCAUCGAAUUCGCACUA